AUGACCUCCCAACGUCCAGAAGAAUCCGCGCAGGAUGAAAGAAAGGAAUCUGUGCAGCGCAGAAAGGUUUCGAUUAUCGAAGAGCUCAAGGAGGCUAACGUACCUCAUCUUCAUCGGCAUUUAAACAUUCAGCUCGAUACUGGUAAUGAAUAUGCCAACUUUCGCCAAAAAUGGUGGCAGUUGUGGUUACCUAAGGACCCACCGCCUCCAGCUCCCUCGUCUCUGGAGGAUGCAGCACUGACGCCAUUGGCCAAUGCUUCCAUCGUCUCUCAGCUGACUUACUCCUGGGUCACAGGUCUAAUGGUUCUCGGAAAUCAGCGCACGCUGCAAGCAUCUGAUUUAUAUAAAAUGGACACAUCCCGAGAGUCAGCCGUCCUCGCCGCCAAACUCGAAGCUGCAUGGCAACGGCGUGUUCAGGCAGCAGACGACUGGAACGCACGUCUUGAGAGCGGAGAGCUCAAGCCGUCUCUCUUGAAGCGUACGGGCUGGGUCUUGCGUGCAAUCCCCAGUAAAGGGCACGCACAAGGCUCGACUUGGUCCGAGCGACGUGCAGCAUUUCACAAACGCUGGCAAGAAUGCGACGGACGGAAAGAAGCCAGCCUUACAUGGGCUUUGAACGACGUUUUUCGUAAUAUGUUCUGGAUUGGAGGUGCAAUCAAGGCACGAGUGAUGGGUGAUAUGGCGCAACUCAUGAGUCCUCUUGUCCUUCGGCAAAUCAUCGUAUUUGCAGAGGAGCGUUCCGCUGCGAUUUCUGCCGGAGAAUCCGUCCCCAAUGUCGCUCGCGGUAUUGCCAUGGCUUUUGGGCUCUUUUUGCUUAACGUGACUCAAAGCGUCUGCACUCACCAGUUCUUCUGGCGUUCAAUGGCAACAGGCUUGUUGGCCAGAGCCGCACUGAUAACGUGUAUUUAUGAGCGCGGGGUGAACCUCACAGGCAAAGCGCGUGUCAAACUCAACAACGCCGCACUGGUCAACCACAUUUCCACGGACGUGAGCAGGAUUGAUUCCGCCGCUCAGUGGUUUCAUUCAGCCUGGACUUCGCCUAUCCAGAUCAUAGUCUGUGUAAUCAUUCUUCUAACCGAGCUUGGACCGUCCGCGCUCGUUGGUUGCUCUCUAUUCCUCCUGGUCAGCCCAUUGCAGGGACGGUUGAUGAAGUUGCAGCGCCGCCUGCGCUUGGGGUCAAUGAAGUGGACUGAUCAACGUGCCAAAGUCCUGCUAGAGGUACUCGGGGCCAUACGAGUGGUCAAGUUCUUCUCUUAUGAGGUUCCCCUCCUUCAAAGAAUCCUCGAGCUUCGAAAGAAUGAAUUGCGUGGUAUUCGACGGAUACUUCAUUCAACUUCUGCGAAUAUGGCGGUCGCGCUUUCGCUCCCAGUUCUAGCUGCUACACUAGCCUUCGUCACAUACACCCUCACAACACACGACUUCAACAUUGCUGCCAUAUUCGUCUCGCUGAGUCUGUUCCAGCUUCUGCGGCAACCGAUGCUAUUUAUGCCCACCGCUCUGUCUGCAAUCCCUGACGCAUCCAGCGCGAUCCAGCGGCUCACGCACAUAUUCCACGCAGAGCUCAUGUCUGAAGAUGCACUUGUGAUCGAUAAGGACCAAGAGCUUGCGCUCGUGGUGAAGGAUGCGACGUUUGAGUGGGAGUCUUUCGAGAAAAAAUCCGGUGACGCCCUCAACUCGAAGAAGCUCGGGGGUAAGGAGAACAGCGCGAAAACAAAUUCUGAGGCGAAAGAAUCUGGAAAGGAGGCACCACCCUUUAGGGUCAAGAAUGUGACCAUGACCAUCCCGCGAGGUCGGCUGGCCGCCGUGGUCGGGCCUGUCGGAAGCGGCAAGUCCAGCUUGUUGCAAGGACUGAUAGGGGAGAUGAGGAAGGUCUCCGGGCAUGUCUCAUUUGGAGGUCGCGUCGGCUAUUGUCCACAGACCGCAUGGAUCCAGAACGCAACCCUGCGUGAUAAUGUCACUUUUGGUCAACCAUUCGAGGAAGAUAGAUAUUGGCAUGUUAUCGAGACCGCUUGCCUGCUUCCUGAUCUCCAACUGCUCCCAGAUGGGGAUUUAACUGAGAUCGGAGAAAGGGGCAUCAAUCUCAGUGGCGGCCAGAAGCAGAGAGUCAACAUCGCUCGUACUCUGUACUUCGACCCUGACAUCGUCGUAUUCGAUGACCCGCUCUCAGCAGUGGAUGCACACGUCGGAAAGUCGUUGUUCCAAGAUGCCAUUUUGGGCGCCCUGCGAAAUCGCGGCGUCACCGUCAUUCUGGUCACUCACGCGAUCCACUUCCUUUCGCAGGUAGAUCACAUCUACACACUAAACAACGGCGUCAUCACAGAAAGCGGAACCUAUGAUGAACUGAUCUCUCGCGGCGGGGACUUUGCGCGUUUGGACCUUGAGUUCGGUGGCCAUGCGUCUGAGGGGAAGGACAACGACCGAGCAGAGGAAGUCGCUCCGCAGACGAGCAUCACCAUCGAGCUCGUGAAGUUGAAGUCAGAAAGAGCCAGAGAUAAGGCUGCUGGGAGCGGUAAACUCGAAGGUCGCUUGAUGUCGCAAGAGAAGCGGUCGACGGGUUCUGUGUCCUGGAGAGUGUACUGGACCUACUUGGUUGCAGGACGCGGUUCGAUCAUGGGACCUCUGGUUCUUUUCUUCAUGAUUGCGAUGCAGGGAAGCCAGAUCCUGAACUCUUAUACGCUAGUUUGGUGGGAGAGCAACAAUUUCAACCGACCGGACUCUUUUUAUCAGACGCUGUAUGGUUGCCUGGGGGUUGGUCAAGCGCUCUUUACAUUCUUGCUUGGUGUUGGAAUGGACUUCGUUGCCUCUUACGUGUCUCGAACCCUGUACCAGAAGUCCGUACGCAACAUUUUUUAUGCGCCCAUGUCCUUUUUUGACACUACGCCUAUGGGUCGAAUCCAAAGUGUUUUGGGCAAAGACAUCGACAGUGUCGAUAAUCAACUAGGGCACGCAAUGAGGAUGGUUGUCCUUUCGCUGUCCAAUAUUAUGGGCUCUAUCGUCAUUGUUGUCAUCCUUGAACCGUAUUUUCUUAUUGCUGUCUUCUUCAUCGGCAUCUGUUACAGCUAUUUCGCUACCUUCUAUCAAGCCAGUGCCCGUGAGGUCAAGCGCAUAGACGCAAUGCUUCGUUCACUUCUGUAUGCCCACUUUUCCGAGACAUUGACAGGACUUCCUACCAUCCGAAGCUACGGAGAGAUGAAGCGGUUCAUUGACGCCAACAGACACUAUGUCGAUCUGGAGGAUAGAGCUCUAUACCUCGUAGUUACAAAUCAAAGGCGAAUGGCUUGCGGUAAGGCUGGACUUCAUGGGAGGCGUAUUGGUGUUAUUUGUCGCUCUUCUCGCAGUGACCGACGUCUCCGGGAUCAACGCCGCCCAGAUAGGGCUGUUACGCUGUCACUCAUGUGUGGCAUGGUGACCCGACAAACGGCAGACGUCGAGAAUAACAUGAACGCAGUGGAACGAUUGGUGGAGUACGUCAAUGGCAAAACGAUCCCCCAGGAGGCACCACAUGAGAUAGAAGCUCAUAAGCCUCCGGCGCAAUGGCCCGAGCAUGGCGCCGUCGAAUUUAAAGAUGUCAAGAUGGCAUAUAGACCUGGCCUUCCCAAUGUAUUGAUGGGCAUCUCGGUCAAAGUCGAAGGAGGAGAGAAAAUAGGUGUUGUUGGAAGGACUGGUGCGGGAAAAUCUUCGUUGAUGCUUGCGUUGUUUCGAAUCGUCGAGUUGUCUGGUGGUUCCAUUACUGUCGAUGGUGUCGAUAUAUCUACGAUUGGUCUUAAAGACCUCCGCUCUAGGAUCUCCAUCAUCCCACAAGAUCCUCUUCUCUUUAGCGGGACCAUCCGGUCCAACCUGGAUCCAUUCUCCCAACACAGUGACGCAAAAUUAUGGGAUGCGUUACAUCGGUCUUGUCUUGUUGAUUCUAGCACCACCUCGAAACACACCUCUGGCAGCGAUGUCAUCGAGAGGGAGCAAAUUCAUACCAUCCGCUACGACCUUGACAGAACUAUUGAGAGCGAGGGAGCGAACCUGAGUGUUGGAGAAAGAUCUCUGCUCAGUCUAGCUCGUGCGUUGGUCAAAGAUUGCAAAGUCGUCGUGCUCGACGAGGCGACAGCCUCCGUUGAUCUCGACACCGAUAGCAAGAUCCAACAGACGAUUCAGACGGAAUUCAAGGACCGCACGCUACUUUGUAUUGCUCACCGGCUUCGAACUAUUAUUUCGUACGACCGGAUUCUGGUCCUGGACGCUGGCCUCGUUGCAGAAUUUGACACUCCAUCCAAUCUAUUCAAGAUGGAAGGUGGGGUUUUCCGCGGCAUGUGCGAGAGGAGUAAUAUCUCCUUGAAAGAUAUAGAAACGAGUAGACAGGUUUAA
Messenger RNA from Suillus clintonianus, 4356 nucleotides. RefSeq names its product ABC protein. Lineage: Eukaryota; Fungi; Basidiomycota; Agaricomycetes; Boletales; Suillaceae. Bases 1 to 4356 code for a protein of 1451 amino acids. The record is from RefSeq and is a predicted model, not a curated record. Gene Ontology annotation, cellular component: membrane. Gene Ontology annotation, biological process: transmembrane transport. Gene Ontology annotation, molecular function: ATP hydrolysis activity; ABC-type transporter activity; ATP binding. The transcript is spliced from 40 exons.